AAAUGUUUAACUUCACCUUCACCAUUACUACAGCAAUAUGCCUCCAUCAUCAGACCACAACUUUUUACAGAUCUCAUUCAAUCCAGAAAUAACACAAAAGUACACAAUGGAAUUAAUUUCUUAAGCAAGCAAGCAGCCAUGGCAGAAUCCAGAGAUUACGUUGGAGACUUCCUGACAGAAUUCAAGGAGCAGAUAAUUACAAGUGCGACUCGGGUCAGUGACAUUGCUGAGGCUGUUGUCUCCCAAAGUCUGAUCCAUGAAGCAGCAGCUCAACAAGUGCAGGCUGCUCCAACCCAGCAGGAAGCAAUGCGGCUCCUAUUUGAGGCUUUGGAAAGAGAGCCACCCCUAAACAGAGUGUCCUUCCAUCUCAUACUGAGAAUGACAGAGCCUGAACUGAUUCAAGAACUAGAGUGGAGACAACGCAACAGCAAGCAAACGCAAACAGAGAGAAUCAGUCCACCCAGUUCUCCCAGAGAAAAAAGAAGACAGGAUGACAGAAAUGGACAUUCAAGUGACAUCCAGAAAAGAAAAGACUCUCUAAAAAGGCGUAGGCUUGAAACAAUGCGUGCCAUUGAGCAGAUCGAGAAACUCUGGGAAGGAACUCAGCAAGAAAGAACUGAGAUAGACAACAUGAGACAGCGGAUUCAGCGACAGCUAGAUGAGAUAGUCAGGAUGACCACAGAGAAAAGACAACUUGAGAGAACUAUUGCUCACAUGAAAGCUGAGAUGGACCACAUCUGUGAAAGAAUGGAUCGUAAUAAAGAAGAGGUAAAUAGAGAGAGGGAGAGGAUUGAACAAAUGAGAUCUGAUCUCCAAACUGAGCAAACCACACUGGAGCAAAAGCAUGAUGAAAUCUUGAGAGAGAGACAGAACUUAGAGAUGAUCAGAUAUGAGACUCUGAGACAGAAGGAGGAGCUGGAGAGCAACCGUGAAAGCACAAAGUAUGAGAUGGAACGGAUGGAACAAAUGAAAAGUGCCAUACAAGUUCAGAUCAAUGAGAUAGAGAUGAAGAUUGAAGAAACACAGAAAGCAAAGUGUCAGAUGGAGCAGAUGAAAGCUGAAAUAGAGGAGGAGAAAAGCGAGUUGGAGAGAAAAAAGUAUGACAUCAAGAGGCAAAGAGACCAAUUUGAGCAGAUUAAAGUUGACAUACAGCAAGUAAAGAUGGAAAUGGAGCAAAGGUGGCAUGAAACAGAGAAAGAAGGGUUGGAACAGAGAGCUAUAAUCCAAAGAGAGAAAGAUGAGCUGAAAUACCUGCAAGACGAGAUUCAAAGAACAAGAGAAGAGGUUGAAAGAAACAGAGAGCUUUCAAAACAAGAGAAUGAGAGAAUAAACCAGCUGAGAGCUCAAGCGCUUACAGAAAACAACCUCAUUGAAAAGAAAUGGCAAGAUAUCUUAAAAGAAGAAAAGGAUCUGGAAGAGAUGAAAUAUGAGAUUGAGAGAGGUCGAGAGGAGUUGGUGAUGAAUGGUGAGCUGGUCAAAAAGGAAUGGGAAAAGAUCGGACAGGCUAAAAUGGAAAUACAAAAUCACAUGAUAUCUUUGGACGCCAGAGUUGAGGAAAUAAAAAGAGAAACGGACAGGGUGAAAUAUAUGAAAAUAGAGAUGCAGAAGGCCAAAGAUAUUCUAGAAAAACAGAAGGAUGAUGUACGAAAAGCUAAAGAAGAUAUGGAGAAGAAGAGGUAUGAGAUAGUGACAGAAGAGCUAGAGCACAGAGCUCGACUGCAGAGGGAGAGAGAUGAUCUGGAGAGUUUAAGAGUAGAGAUACAAAGGGCUAACGAUAUGGAGAAAGCAAAGAUACUGAAGGAGAAGGAAGACAGUUGUAAGAUAAGAGAAGAAGCCAGACAAGAAAGAGAAAUUAUAGAAUUAAUCAAAACAGAGAUCAAGGCUGAAAAAGACAGCUUGAACCGAAGACAUGAGGAGAUGCUGAGGGAGAGACAAGAGUUAGAGAGAAUUAAACGUGAGACGGACAGAGCCAAAGAGGAGAUUGAGAACAGCCAAGAAGUCACAAUCCGGGAAAAUGAAAAAAUGGAAAAAAUGAAGACUGAAAUUCAGGGACAAAUUGAAGAUAUUGAGAAGAAAAUUGAGGAGAUCCAAAAAACAAAAGAACAAAUGGAGGAGACAAAGGCUGAGUUGGAUGAAGAGCGGGAGGAGCUGGAACGAAAGAGAGAAUUGGUGAGAAGAGAGACCGAACAAUGCGAGUUCCUCAGAAGUGAAAUCCUCAGGGUGAAGGAGGAAAUGGAGAACAGGUGGCAUGAAACAGAGAAAGAGGAAGUCGAACUUAGAGCGAAAACCCAGCAUGAGCUGGAAAGACUGGAAAAAUUAAGGGACGAGGUCCAAAGAUCUCAGAAAAACAUUGAGGAGAGCAGGAUGGAACUCUUGCAGUGGAAGGACAGUCUUGAAAAACUGAAGCUUCAGGCAGAGGAUGACAACCUUGCCGCUAUCAAACAGAUGGAUGAGGCUAAAGCAAAGAGAGAGGAGUUGACAAAAAUGAUAGAACAGAUGGACAAAGAGCGAGAAGAGAUUAAUAACAACAGAGAAAAGGCUAAAGGAGAUGCAGAUGCAAUCAAAAGCAUGAGGAAUGAGCUACAAAGACAAAAGGCAGAAAUAGAAAACAGGAUUACAGUUGCUAAACGAGAAAAAGAGGAGGCAAACCAUGCCAAACUUGCAGUCCAAGAGGCCGAGAUGCUCUUAAAAAAACAAAUGGAAGAGUCAGAAAAGAGACGGUAUGAAACCAUAACAGAGGCAUUGGAGCAAAGAGAUGAAAUACACAAAAAAACAGAGGAGUUGGAACUAAUAAACAAAGAGAUACAAAGAGCUAGAGAUGAGUUAGAAAGGUUGAGGCAUUCUGAAAAAGAGAACCUGCAGAAAAUGCUGGAGGAUACACAGCAAGAGAAAGAAUUUGUUAAGCAAAUGAAAAUAGCUGUGUUGAAGGACAAGGAAGAUCAGGAAAAGCGUUUAGCUGAUAUGGACAAGGAGAGAGAGGAAAUUAAACAGAUAAGAGUUCAGGUCCUGAAUGAGAAGAAAGAUAUAGAAAAACGAAGGUAUGAAAUUAUGAGAAAUGAUGUAGAACAGAGUGCACAAGUGCAGAGACAAAGAGAAGAACUUGAGAAGAUCAAGACUCAGCUAUUUCUGGACACAGAGACCAUGAUCAGAAGCAGAGAGUUAGCGCAACAAGACAAAGAGAAAGCUGAACAACUUAUGAAUGAGAUCCAGGAACAAAGAGAGGAAGUGAAUAAAAGGUUAGAGGAGACAAAACGACGAGAGGACACUUUGAGGAAGAUGAGAGAGGACAUGGAGCACGAGAAAGAAGAUCUGGAGAAGAUCCGUGUGGAAACACUAAGAGGGAAAGACACAUAUGAAGAGGUCAAGGAUGAGAUUAACAGGGUGAGAGCAGAGAUAGAGAGGUUGUGGGAUGAGGCUGAAAAGGGAGAGCCUGAGGAACGUGAGAGGAUGAACCGGGAGAAGGAGGAGAUGAUGAGAAAGAUGGAAGCUAUGAAGAAGGAGAUGGGUGAGAUUGAAGACAUGAAGAUGGAGUUAACAAAACAGAAGGAGGACAUCGACGUAAAGAUGGAAAAGGCAAGGCUGGAAAUGAGUUAUCUUGAAAAGAUGAGGGCAGAGCUACAAAAACAGAAAGAAGAUAUUGAAAUCCAGAUAAUGGAAACAAAGAGUGAGAGAAACCAGAUGGAACUGAUGAGGACUGAGAUCCUAAAACAAAAAGAGGACGUUGAAAGGAAAAUGGAGCUAGCAAAAGCAGAGAUGGACAAAAUGCAGCAUGUCAAAGAGGAAAUACAAAGACAAAGAGAAGAGCUGGAUGAAAGGAUGCAGAAAACCAAACGAGAGAUUGGAGAAAUGGAGCUGAUGAAGAGAGAAAUGGAAGGGAAGAAGAAAGAACUUGACCAAAGGAUGAAAUUGACCAUGAGGAAGAAGGAUGAGAUGGAACGACUGAGGAUGGAGAUACAAAGGGCAAAAGACGAGAUGGAGCAGAAAAGAGUGGAGACGGAGAGGCAGAAAUAUGAAAUGGAGCAAGUUAAAGCUGAAAUCCAAAGAGCGAGAGAGGAGUUUGAACUAAGAAUGGAGGAGAGAGAUUUAGAUGAAGAGAAAGGACAGAUGAAUCUCACGAUAAUCAACCUUAUUCAACAGAUUGAGGGGACGAGAGAAAUGGUGCGGAAAGCAAAAUUCCAGAUUGAAAGCCGAAUGGUAGGAAGUCAGAUGGAGACAACAGACCAAGAGGAGAUGAAUGCUGAGAUGCACAGGCUCAUUUUGGAGAUUGAACACAUUCGGGAAAUGCUGCGAGGUCUUAAGGCUGAGGUAGAACACAACAAGGAAACGAUGAAGAGAGACAGAGAUGAGAUGAGGCUACUGAAGAAUGAAGUUCAACGAAGGAGAAGAGAGAUUGAAUAUAGAGAAGAAAGAAUUAUGAGAGAACGAGGUGAACUAGAACUCAUGAGAAAUAUGAUGCAGCGGCAAAGAGAAGAACUGGAGGAGAGGCUGGAGGAGAUCAUUAAAGAGAAUGAUAUGGUGGAGCAGAUGAGAGAAGAUGUGAAAAAUGCUUUUGAGGACAUAGCACAGGCCAAAGAAGAGAUAAAGAGACAGAAAGAACACAUUGCUCUAGAAAAGACCAGUAAAGAAAAGGUUCUACCAGCCAUGAUUCCAACUGAGAGCCAGGAGUAUGCAAAAACAGAAGAACCAGCUGCCAUUAAAGUGAAAGACUAUGUGAGUGAUAUACAUAAAGAAAGACGAGAACUGGAACAAUAUAAAGAAAUAUUUUUAAAAGAGAAACAGGACCUAGAGAAAACAAAGGAGGAUGUACGAGCGGUAAAGACUGAAGCUGAAGAGAGGAUGAAAAAAUUACAAGAGAGGGAAACAGAGAUGGAAAAGAAACGAGUGAGUCUACAAAACAGGGAAAGACUGGUGCAAUCAGAAAGAGAAGAAAACCAGAGAGGUCUAGAUAUAAUACGGAAAGAGAAGGAGCAGCUAGAUCAAAGAAAACAAGAACUAGAGAAUAUGGAAGUAAAUCUACAGAGAGAGAAAUGUGAAUUGGAAAAGGCAAGACUGACAGAGAUUAAACUAGUUGAUGUACAAGUUCAAACUGAUGUGAUGAAGGAUGCAGGAAAAUAUCAGAUGAUCUUGACUAUGGAAGAGCUGGAUAAAGAGCGGCAAGCUCUGAAGAAUUUCCAAGAAGAAUUACUUGCACAAAAAAGUACAAUUGAGAGACAACUGGCAGAAAUAAAACUGAGCAAGGAUGAAUUUUCGCUCAAAGAAGCCGCACUGCAAACUGCAGCAAAAAACACAGCAGACAUAGAGUUACAAUUAGAGCUACGAAAACAGGAGCUAGAAAGAACAAAAUAUGAGCUGGAAAAGACAAAGCUAGAAAUACAGAAAGGAUGGGAUGACCUGCAGGCUGAGAUAACAGAAAGCAGAGAAAAAGAAGACAUGAUAAGAACAGAAUUAGAAAAUGUGAGAAAUGUCCUAAAUCACAUCCAACAGGAUACAGAAAAACAAAAGCAAACCAUGGAGGCUGACCUAAAAUACACUUUUGCUAGAGAACUAGAAGACAUAGAAGGUCAGAGAAAAGGGAUAGAGGAUGAAAAGGGAAUGUUACAGAACAUGAAAUAUGAGCUGCAAAAAGAGUCUAGUGAAAUCGAAAGGUUAAAACAGGAUGUGCUGAAAGAAAGAGAGAAUAUGGAGAAAUGGGCAGAGCAGCUUAAACAAGAGAGGGAGGAACUAGAAAAGAAAAUGUGUAAUCUGCAACAAAUACAAGCAGAAAUAGCCAGAGAAAAUGAAUAUAUAGAGAACCUGAGAGAGGAGAAUAAGCUGACACUGAAGGAGAUCCAAAAGGAGAGAGACACUCUUGAGAAAAUAAAUGAACUAAUUUUACACAAAAAAGAUGAUUUUGAGAAUGAGAAGGAGGAAAUAAAGCAAAAAGAAAAUGAACUGCAGCAAAUGCAGGCUGAUCUCAACAGACAACAGAAAGACAUGCAGGAUAUUCAGAAUAUAGUUCUAAUGCAAAAAAGUCAACUUCAGAAAAGCCAAGAUGAAAUAGCCGAAAAGCUAAAACAGGCGGAAUACAUCAGGCAGUUCACACAAAAUGAAAAAGACAAUCUUGACAGAGAAAGGAUGGUUAUAAUGGAACAGAAGCAGCAGAUGGAAAGCAACUUGACAGAUGCAUUAAACAGAGAACUGGAAAUUGUGGAGCUUUUGAAAAAAGAGGUACUAAAUCAGAAACAACUUAUUGAGGACUGCAGAAUAGAUUUAAUGAGGGAUAAAGAAGAUCUGGAGAGGAAGAAAAUAAAUUUGGGCAGUCAGGAAGAGGAGAUAAAAUUACAAAGACAAAGUUUAGCAGAAGAGAAAAGCAAGUUGCAACACACUGAAUCUGUGCUGCAACGAGUAGCCGAAGAUACCGAGAAGCUACGACAAGAUGCACUAGCUGAAAGACAGAAACUUAAAAACACUGCUGCGCAACUUCAGAAAGAGAGAGAUGACAUUGUGAGCCUUGCAGAAGAGACAAAAAGAAAGAGAGAGGACCUGGAUAAAAUGCAAGCUGAUUUAGAAAAGCAGGAGAAAUCAUUACAGAUAUUGAAGAGCAUAAAGGCUGAUCUGCAAAAAGAAGCCAGUGUCAUUGAAAAUUUAAGACAAGCUGUUCAAAAUGACAUACAAAAUGUAAAAGAUAUGGAAGCCAAAAUUCAAAAAGAAAGACAAUACAGUGAUAGUCUAGUUGAAGAGUUUGAAAAGAGGUCCAAAGCUCUGGAUGAGGUGCGCAUGGAGGUUGAAAAAGAAAAGCGAUAUGUUGAGUCUGAGAGAGAUGUGCUAGAACAGGAAAAGUCUAAGCUCAGAGAUCUAAAAGAUGAAGUCGCUCAGCGAAAAGAACAGAACAUUAUUAUACUGGCAGAGAUAGAAAAGGAAAGAGACAAUCUUGUCCAGCUGAGUGAAACCAUCUCAAAUCAGAGCUGCAUUGUUGAAAGUGAUAAAGAAAAUUUAAGAUGGAGAGAAAAUGAACUGAAACAAAAAGAAGCAGAAAUUGAAAACAAACAAAAACAAAUAAAUGAGUUGAAGAGCAGUUUAAGAAAGGAAAAGAUGCAAGUUGAGCAGAUGCAAGUUGACCAAGAUCAACAAUGGACAGUUGCACAUGAAAAAAUACAGUACGUUGCAAGAGAUAUUGGUGUGACAGAUCUGGAGAAAGAGAGACAGGAAAUUGAGAAUUUGAGAGAAGAACUGAGGGUGAAAUAUGAAAAUGUGGAGCUCCAAAUGAGAUAUUUAACUGAGCAAAAAGAAGUAUUUGAAAGCUGCUUGAAAUCACUAGAAAUGGACAAGGAAGACAUAGAGAAAAAUAAAGCCAAACUGCACAAAGAAUUUGAAAAAUUUCAGUUUCAGAGGCAAUCAUUUGAGAAGGAGAUACAGCAGGUGAGAGCUGACCUUCAGACAGAGGCUGACAAUACUGACAGAAUAAAGAAAGAGGUGGUAGCUGAAAAACAGAGUAUAAAAGACAUGGCAGCUCAAAUUCAACAUGAGGGAAAUGACAGAAAAGAAGCUCUUGAGAGAAUACGCCUUGAGCUAGAAAAACAAAAGCAAGACAUUGAGACUGAAAAAAAUAUACUAGAAAACCAAAAGUUCGAAGUGGAGAAAAGCAUAAGAGAGAUAGCUAGAGCAAAAGAUGAUCUUGCUGACAAGAGAAAAAUAAAUGAUAUUGAUCGGUCAGAGAUGGAGAAGCAGAAAAAUUCCCUUGAGCAAAUCAAGAUAAACAUAUCACAAGAGGAACAUGGUAUUAAAAUAGUGAAGGAAAGUUUAAGACACCAAGAAAAUAACCUGAAAAUACGUACAUCACAACUUCAUGCACAACAGAAAGAAAUAGAAGAGAUUCAGGAUGUUAUCAUGAAAGAAAAGAGUCAGCUUAAUGAAAGACAGGCUGAAAUGGAAAAGCAAAAGAGAGAGUUAGAGAAUGUGAUGGACAGACUUGAAAAAGAGAGGGCUAAUAUAAUGGAAGAAAGACAAAGAGUGAAUGGCAUUGCAGUAGAACUGAAGAGGGAAAGUGAAACAGUGGAGCUGAUGAAACAAGAAGUUCUCCGUGAAAAAGAAUCUAUUGAAAACAGCAGGCAAAUACUGAAUAAAGAUCUAGAAGAUAUACAAGAAAAUAGAACCAUCUUAGCUGAGGAGUUUGAGACCUUAAACUACCAGAAACAAUUGACUGGUCAAGAAAAGCAAGAAUUUGAUAAGAUGAAAAAUGAGCUCCAACAAGAAAAGGCAAUUAUUGCUAAACUUAGGCAAGACAUAGAAAAUGGCAGGCAGAAGGCUGAGGAAGUGGCGAUCAAACUCCAAAAAGAGAAGGAAGAUAUAGAGAUUUCCUUUGCCAGGAUAAGAUCAGAGGAAGAAGAUCUAAGAAAACAAAAACAAACAAUUGAAUCUGAUAGAGACACUCUUAAAAAGCACAAGUCUGACCUAGAAAAAACUAAAGCAGAGAUAGCCAGAGCCAAAGAAGAUCUCGAAAACCAAAUUGAAUCACAAAAAAGACAAAAUGAGGUAACGCUGGCAGAGAUAGAGAGAGAGAAACACAUUCUUGAGCAGUUAAAGAUGAACGUAUUACAACAGAGAGACGAUUUAGAAAAGGACAUCGAACAAACAAGAUACAAACAAACAGAGCUACAACGUCUAAAAAUGGAGAUUCAGAAAGAGCAAAAAGUGAUAGAUGAGCAGAAGAUGAUGACUGCAACAGGGCAGAGUGGGCUGAAAGACAUUAAAGCUCAGAUAGAUAAAGAGAAAAAAGAGACAGAUGACACCAAAGAACAGAUUAUAAAGGAGAGAGAUGAUAUUGAGAGAGAAAAGGCAGAAUUAAUGAAUCAAAAACAACAUAUGGAGGUAAAUUUGAGGCAAGAACUAAAAAUGGAAAGUGAAAAGCUAGAGCUGAAAAAGGAGGAAUUGACUGAAAAGGAAAUGUUGGAAAAUUAUAGACAACUGCUGAAGAGAGACAUGGAAGAUCUGCGACAAAAACGAAUUAAUGUAGAAAGAGAUUCAGAGAGUCUGAAACAUGAUAGAGAAGCUUUAGAGAAUGAGAAGGAAUUAAUAAAACAGAUCAAAACUGAACUGAAAAGAGAGACAGAAGAAAUUGAGAAGAUCAAACAACAAACACAACAUGAAAGACAAAAGCUGGAUGAAAUGACAGCUCAACUCCAGAAAGAGAGGAAAGAAAUCAAUGAUCUUACUGAGGAGACCAAAGGAAAAGGCACAGUCUUGGAUGAAAUGAACAAAGAAAUUCAAGUGAAAAUUAAAGAAAUUCAAUCUGAUAGAGAUAUCAUUGAGAAGGAAAAACAUGAACUUGAGAAAAUCAAACGGGAACUUGCUAUCGCAAAGGAGGAUAUUGAAAAAGAAAGAGAAAAGCAAGGAAUCACACUAGAAGAGAUACAGAAAGAUAGAGAGAGUCUAGAGAAGAUGAAGGAGACCAUCACAAGACAAACACACGUUACGAAAAAUCAAGAGGAACAACUGAGACAAAAACAACAUGAGCUUGAGCAAGUGAAAAUUGAAAUUCAGAAUAUGCAGAGAGAACUAGACAAUGACAGAAACAUUAUAAUAAAAGACAAAAGUCAGCUUGAUCUGAGACAAUCUGAGCUAGACAAACUACAGGGAGAAGUGAGUGACAUUAUGGAAAAAAUGAGGAAUGAGAGAAGCCAACUAGAUAAAGAUAAACAUGAGAUUGAAGAACAGAAACAGCAAUUGAAGAAAGAAAAAGAUGAUGUAGACCAAAGCAGAGAAUAUCUGACUGAAGACUUAAAAAUGAUGACACUUCAGAAACAAGUGUUUGAAGAUGAGAAGAACAAGUUAGAACAGAUGAAGAUUGAUCUGCAAAGAGAAGCUGAUGAUAUCAGAAAGCUCAAAGAAGAAACACAAAAUGAGGAACAGAGUGUGAAAAAGAUGGCCAGAGAACUUCAGAAGGAGAAAGAAGUUAUUGUUAAUCUUGCUGAAGAUACAAAGAGAAAACAUGAGAUUCUGGAUGAAAUGAAAACUGAAAAUGAGUCUUUAAUGGCAGAUCUACAAAGAGAGAAAAACAAACUUGAGCAAAUGGGAUUGAACAUCUCCAAAGAAAAUGAUGAUAUUGAAAAUGAGAAAGAGAAAAUAAGACUCAGACAAGAUGAGCUAGAUCAACUACAAGCAGAGAUUUAUAAACAACAAAGUGAAAUGAAAAAGGAAAAUAACAACAUUGAAAGUGUAAGAGCUGCAGUGAUCAGAGAAAAACAGGACAUGAUGACUGAGCUGAGAAAGAAGUCUGAAGAUGUUGAGAUUCAGAUGAAUGAGGUAAUGACCAAACAGGAAAUGUUGGAAAAUGAUAGAAAACUGCUGAAGAGAGACAUGGAAGAUCUGCAACAAAAACUAGUUAAUGUAGACAGAGACUCAGAGAGUCUGAAACAUGAUAGAGAAGCUUUGGAGAAUGAGAAAGAGUUAAUAAAACAGAUCAAAACUGACCUACAAAGAGAGACAGAAGAGAUUGACAAGAUCAAACUACACACACAAGAUGAGAUGCAAAAACUGGAGGAAAUAACAGCUCAACUCCAAAAAGAGAGAGAAGAAAUCGACAAUCUCAUUGAGGAGACAAAAAGAAAAAACAUGGUCUUGGAUGAAAUUAAUACAGAAAUUGAACUGAAAUCUAAAGCCAUUCAAUCUGAUAGAGACCAGCUUGAGAAGGAAAAACAUGAACUUGAGAAAACCAAACAUGAACUUGCUAAAAUCAAAGAGGAUCUUCAAAAGCAAUUUGCUGAGCAAGCAGAAAAGAAAGAAUUAAUCCUGGCAGAGACACAGAAAGAGAGAGACACCCUAAAGGAGAUGAAUGAGACCAUCACAAGACAAAUACAUGAUAUAAAAAAUCAAGAGGAACAACUGAGACAAAAACAACAUGAACUUGAGCAAGUGAAAAUUGAAAUUCAGAAUAUGCAGAGAGAACUAGACAAUGACAGAAACAUUAUAAUAAAAGACAAAAGUCAGCUUGAUCUGAGACAAUCUGAGCUAGAUAAACUACAGGGAGAAGUGAGUGACAUUAUGGAAAAAAUGAGGGAUGAGAGAAGCCAACUAGAUAAAGAUAAACACGAGAUUGAAGAACAGAAACAGCAAUUGAAGAAAGAAAAAGAUGAUGUAGACCAAAGCAGAGAAUAUCUGGCUGAAGACUUAAAGAUGAUGACACUUCAGAAACAAGUGUUUGAAGAUGAGAAGAACAAGUUAGAACAGAUGAAGAUUGAUCUGCAAAGAGAAGCUGAUGAUAUCAGAAAGCUCAAAGAAGAAACACAAAAUGAGGAACAGAGUGUGAAAAAGAUGGCCAAAGAACUUCAGAAGGAGAAAGAAGUUAUUGCUAAUCUUGCUGAAGAUACAAAGAGAAAACAUGAGGUUCUGGAUGAAAUGAAAACUGCAAAUGAGUCUUUAAUGGCAGAUCUACAAAAAGAGAAACACAGCCUUGAGCAAAUGAGAUUAAACAUUUCCAAAGAAACUGAUGAUAUUGAAAAUGAGAGAGAGAGAAUAAGACUCAGAAAAGAUGAGCUAGAUCAACUACAAACAGAGAUUAAUAGACAACAAAAUGAAAUGAAAAAGGAAAAUAACAACAUUGAAAGUGUAAGAGCUGCAGUGAUCAGAGAAAAACAAGACAUGAUGACUGAGCUGAGAAAGAAGUCUGAAGAUGUUGAGAUUCAGAUGAACGAGGUAAUGACCAAACAGGAAAUGUUGGAAAAUGAUAGAAAACUGCUGAAGAGAGACAUGGAAGAUCUGCAACAAAAACUAGAUAAUGUAGACAGAGACUCAGAGAGUCUGAAACAUGAUAGAGAAGCUUUGGAGAAUGAGAAGGAAGUAAUAAAACAGAUCAAAACUGACCUACAAAGAGAGACAGAAAAGAUUGAGAAGAUCAAACUACAAACACAAAAUGAAAGACAAAAGCUGGAUGAAAUGACAGCUCAACUCAAGAAAGAGAGGAAAGAAAUUAAUGAUCUUACUGAGGAGACCAAAGGAAAAGGCACAGUCUUGGAUGAAAUGAACAAAGAAAUUCAAGUGAAAAUUAAAGAAAUUCAAUCUGAUAGAGAUAUCAUUGAGAAGGAAAAACAUGAACUUGAGAAAAUCAAAAGGGAACUUGCUAUCGCAAAGGAGGAUAUUGAAAAAGAAAGAGAAAAGCAAGGAAUCACACUAGAAGAGAUACGGAAAGAUAGAGAGAGUCUAGAGAAGAUGAAGGAGACCAUCACAAGACAAACACACGUUACGAAAAAUCAAGAGGAACAAAUGAGACAAAAACAACAUGAACUUCAAAAACUGAAAACUGAAAUUCAAAAUCAGAAACAGGAACUAGACAAUGACAGAAACAUUAUAAUAAAAGACAAAAGUCAGCUUGAUUUGAGACAAUGUGAGGUAGAUAAACAACAGGGAGAAGUGACUGACAUUAUGGAAAAAAUUAGGAAUGAAAAAAGACAACUAGAUAAAGAUAAACAUGACAUUGAAGAACGGAAACAGCAAUUGAAGAAAGAAAGAGAUUAUGUAGACAAAAGCAGGGAAGGUCUGAAUGAAGACCUAAAUAUGAUGACAAUUCAGAAACAAGUGUUUGAAGAUGAGAAGAACAAGUUAGAACAGAUGAAGAUUGAUCUGCAAAGAGAAGCUGAUGAUAUCAGAAAGCUCAAAGAAGAAACACAAAAUGAGGAACAGAGUGUGAAAAAGAUGGCCAAAGAACUUCAGAAGGAGAAAGAAGUUAUUGCUAAUCUUGCUGAAGAUACAAAGAGAAAACAUGAGAUUCUGGAUGAAAUGAAAACUGAAAAUGAGUCUUUAAUGGCAAAUCUACAAAAAGAGAAACACAGCCUUGAGCAAAUGAGAUUAAACAUCUCCAAAGAAACUGAUGAUAUUGAAAAUGAGAAAGAGAAAAUAAGACUCAGACAAGAUGAGCUAGAUCAACUACAAACAGAGAUUCAUAAACAACAAAAUGAAAUUAUAAAGGGAAAGAACAACAUUGAAAGUGAAAGAGCUGCAGUGAUCAGAGAAAAACAGGACAUGAUGACUGAGCUGAGAAAAAAGUCUGAAGAUGUUGAGAUUCAGAUGAAUGAGGUAAUGAUCAAACAGGAAAUGUUGGAAAAUGAUAGAAAACUGCUGAAGAGAGACAUGGAAGAUCUGCAACAAAAACUAGUUAAUGUAGACAGAGACUCAGAGAGUCUGAAACAUGAUAGAGAAGCUUUGGAGAAUGAAAAGGAAUUAAUAAAACAGAUCAAAACUGACCUACAAAGAGAGACAGAAGAGAUUGAAAAGAUCAAACUACACACACAAGAUGAGAUACAAAAACUGGAGGAAAUAACAGCUCAACUCCCGAAAGAGAAAGAAGAAAUCGACAAUCUCAUUGAGGAGACAAAAAGAAAAGACAUGGUCUUGGAUGAAAUUAAUACAGAAAUUGAACUGAAAUCUAAAGUCAUUCAAUCUGAUAGAGACCAGCUUGAGAAGGAAAAACAUGAACUUGAGAAAACCAAACAUGAACUUGCUAAAAUCAAAGAGGAUCUUGAAAAGCAAUUUGCUGAGCAAGCAGAAAAGAAAGAAUUAAUCCUGGCAGAGACACAGAAAGAGAGAGACACCCUAAAGGAGAUGAAUGAGACCAUCACAAGACAAAUACAUGAUAUAAAAUAUCAAGAGGAACAACUGAGACAAAAACAACAUGAACUUGAGCAAGUGAAAAUUGAAAUUCAGAAUAUGCAGAGAAAAUUAGACAAUGACAGAAACAUUAUAAUAAAAGACAAAAGUCAGCUUGAUCUGAGACAAUCUGAGCUAGACAAACUACAGGUAGAAGUGAGUGACAUUAUGGAAAAAAUGAGGAAUGAGAGAAGCCAACUACAUAAAGAUAAACACGAGAUUGAAGAACAAAAACAGCAAUUGAAGAAAGAAAGAGAUGAUGUAGACCAAAGCAGAGAAUACCUGACUGAAGACUUAAAGAUGAUGACACUUCAGAAACAAGUGUUUGAAGAUGAGAAGAACAAGUUAGAACAGAUGAAGAUUGAUCUGCAAAGAGAAGCUGAUGAUAUCAGAAAGCUCAAAGAAGAAACACAAAAUGAGGAACAGAGUUUGGAAAAGAUGGCCAAAGAACUUCAGAAGGAGAAAGAAGUUAUUGUUAAUCUUGCUGAAGAUACAAAGAGAAAACAUGAGAUUCUGGAUGAAAUGAAAACUGCAAAUGAGUCUUUAAUGGCAGAUCUACAAAGAGAGAAAAACAAACUUGAGCAAAUGAGAUUGAACAUCUCCAAGCAAACUGAUGAUAUUGAAAAUGAGAAAGAAAAAAUAAGACUCAGACAAUAUGAGCUAGAUCAACUACAAACAGAGAUUCAUAAACAACAAAAUUUAAUUAUAAAGGGAAAGAACAACAUUGAAAGUGAAAGAGCUGCAGUGAUCAGAGAAAAACAGGACAUGAUGACUGAGCUGAGAAAGAAGUCUGAAGAUGUAGAGAUUCAGAUGAAUGAGGUAAUGAUCAAACAGGAAAUGUUGGAAAAUGAUAGAAAACUGCUGAAGAGAGACAUGGAAGAUCUGCAACAAAAACUAGUUAAUGUAGACAGAUACUCAGAGAGUCUGAAACAUGAUAGAGAAGCUUUAGAGAAUGAGAAGGAGUUAAUAAAACAGAUCAAAACUGACCUACAAAGAGAGACAGAAGAGAUUGACAAGAUCAAACUACACACACAAGAUGAGAUGCAAAAACUGGAGGAAAUAACAGCUCAACUCCAGAAAGAGAGAGAAGAAAUCGACAAUCUCAUUGAGGAGACAAAAAGAAAAGACAUGGUCUUGGAUGAAAUUAAUACAGAAAUUGAACUGAAAUCUAAAGCCAUUCAAUCUGAUAGAGACCAGCUUGAGAAGGAAAAACAUGAACUUGAGAAAACCAAACAUGAACUUGCUAAAAUCAAAGAGGAUCUUGAAAAGCAAUUUGCUGAGCAAGCAGAAAAGAAAGAAUUAAUCCUGGCAGAGACACAGAAAGAGAGAGACACCCUAAAGGAGAUGAAUGAGACCAUCACAAGACAAAUACAUGAUAUAAAAAAUCAAGAGGAACAACUGAGACAAAAACAACAUGAGCUUGAGCAAGUGAAAAUUGAAAUUCAGAAUAUGCAGACAAAACUAGACAAUGACAGAAACAUUAUAAUAAAAGACAAAAGUCAGCUUGAUCUGAGACAAUCUGAGCUAGACAAACUACAGGGAGAAUUGAGUGACAUUAUGGAAAAAAUGAGGAAUGAGAGAAGCCAACUAGAUAAAGAUAAACACGAGAUUGAAGAACAGAAACAGCAAUUGAAGAAAGAAAGAGAUGAUGUAGACCAAAGCAGAGAAUAUCUGACUGAAGACUUAAAGAUGAUGACACUUCAGAAACAAGUGUUUGAAGAUGAGAAGAACAAGUUAGAACAGAUGAAGAUUGAUCUGCAAAGAGAAGCUGAUGAUAUCAGAAAGCUCAAAGAAGAAACACAAAAUGAGGAACAGAGUUUGGAAAAGAUGGCCAAAGAACUUCAGAAGGAGAAAGAAGUUAUUGCUAAUCUAGCUGAAGAUACAAAGAGAAAACAUGAGAUUCUGGAUGAAAUGAAAACUGAAAAUGAGUCUUUAAUGGCAGAUCUACAAAGAGAGAAAAACAAACUUGAGCAAAUGAGAUUGAACAUCUCCAAGCAAACUGAUGAUAUUGAAAAUGAGAAAGAGAAAAUAAGACUCAGACAAGAUGAGCUAGAUCAACUACAAGCAGAGAUUUAUAAACAACAAAAUGAAAUUAUAAAGGGAAAGAACAACAUUGAAAGUGAAAGAGCUGCAGUGAUCAGAGAAAAACAGGACAUGAUGACUGAGCUGAGAAAGAAGUCUGAAGAUGUUGAGAUUCAGAUGAAUGAGGUAAUGAUCAAACAGGAAAUGUUGGAAAAUGAUAGAAAACUGCUGAAGAGAGACAUGGAAGAUCUGCAACAAAAACUAGUUAAUGUAGACAGAGACUCAGAGAGUCUGAAACAUGAUAGAGAAGCUUUGGAGAAUGAGAAGGAGUUAAUAAAACAGAACAAAACUGACCUACAAAGAGAGACAGAAGAGAUUGAGAAGAUCAAACUACAAACACAACAAGAGAUUGAAGAACAGAAACAGCAAUUGAAGAAAGAAAGAGAUGAUGUAGACCAAAGAAGAGAAUAUCUGACUGAAGACCUAAAGAUGAUGACACUUCAGAAACAAGUGUUUGAAGAUGAGAAGAACAAGUUAAAACAGAUGAAGAUUGAUCUGCAAAGAGAAGCUGAUGAUAUCAGAAAGCUCAAAGAAGAAACACAAAAUGAGGAACAGAGUGUGAAAAAGAUGGCCAAAGAACUUCAGAAGGAGAAAGAAGUUAUUGUUAAUCUUGCUGAAGAUACAAAGAGAAAACAUGAGAUUCUGGAUGAAAUGAAAACUGAAAUUGAGUCUUUAAUGGCAGAUCUACAAAGAGAGAAAAACAAACUUGAGCAAAUGGGAUUGAACAUCUCCAAAGAAAAUGAUGAUAUUGAAAAUGAGAAAGAGAAAAUAAGACUCAGACAAGAUGAGCUAGAUCAACUACAAGCAGAGAUUUAUAAACAACAAAGUGAAAUGAAAAAGGAAAAUAACAACAUUGAAAGUGUAAGAGCUGCAGUGAUCAGAGAAAAAGAGGACAUGAUGACUGAGCUGAGAAAGAAGUCUGAAGAUGUUGAGAUUCGGAUGGAUGAGGUAAUGAUCAAACAGGAAAUGUUGGAAAAUGAUAGAAAACUGCUGAAGAAAGACAUGGAAGAUCUGCAACAAAAACUAGUUAAUGUAGACAGAGACUCAGAGAGUCUGAAACAUGAUAGAGAAGCUUUGGAGAAUGAGAAAGAGUUAAUAAAACAGAUCAAAACUGACCUACAAAGAGAGACAGAAGAGAUUGACAAGAUCAAACUACACACACAAGAUGAGAUGCAAAAACUGGAGGAAAUAACAGCUCAACUCCAAAAAGAGAGAGAAGAAAUCGACAAUCUCAUUGAGGAGACAAAAAGAAAAAACAUGGUCUUGGAUGAAAUUAAUACAGAAAUUGAACUGAAAUCUAAAGCCAUUCAAUCUGAUAGAGACCAGCUUGAGAAGGAAAAACAUGAACUUGAGAAAACCAAACAUGAACUUGCUAAAAUCAAAGAGGAUCUUCAAAAGCAAUUUGCUGAGCAAGCAGAAAAGAAAGAAUUAAUCCUGGCAGAGACACAGAAAGAGAGAGACACCCUAAAGGAGAUGAAUGAGACCAUCACAAGACAAGUACAUGAUAUAAAAAAUCAAGAGGAACAACUGAGACAAAAACAACAUGAGCUUGAGCAAGUGAAAAUUGAAAUUCAGAAUAUGCAGAGAGAACUAGACAAUGACAGAAACAUUAUAAUAAAAGACAAAAGUCAGCUUGAUCUGAGACAAUCUGAGCUAGAUAAACUACAGGGAGAAGUGAGUGACAUUAUGGAAAAAAUGAGGGAUGAGAGAAGCCAACUAGAUAAAGAUGAACAUGAGAUUGAAGAACAGAAACAGCAAUUGAAGAAAGAAAAAGAUGAUGUAGACCAAAGCAGAGAAUAUCUGGCUGAAGACUUAAAGAUGAUGACACUUCAGAAACAAGUGUUUGAAGAUGAGAAGAACAAGUUAGAACAGAUGAAGAUUGAUCUGCAAAGAGAAGCUGAUGAUAUCAGAAAGCUCAAAGAAGAAACACAAAAUGAGGAACAGAGUGUGAAAAAGAUGGCCAAAGAACUUCAGAAGGAGAAAGAAGUUAUUGCUAAUCUUGCUGAAGAUACAAAGAGAAAACAUGAGGUUCUGGAUGAAAUGAAAACUGCAAAUGAGUCUUUAAUGGCAGAUCUACAAAAAGAGAAACACAGCCUUGAGCAAAUGAGAUUAAACAUUUCCAAAGAAACUGAUGAUAUUGAAAAUGAGAGAGAGAGAAUAAGACUCAGAAAAGAUGAGCUAGAUCAACUACAAACAGAGAUUAAUAGACAACAAAAUGAAAUGAAAAAGGAAAAUAACAACAUUGAAAGUGUAAGAGCUGCAGUGAUCAGAGAAAAACAAGACAUGAUGACUGAGCUGAGAAAGAAGUCUGAAGAUGUUGAGAUUCAGAUGAACGAGGUAAUGACCAAACAGGAAAUGUUGGAAAAUGAUAGAAAACUGCUGAAGAGAGACAUGGAAGAUCUGCAACAAAAACUAGUUAAUGUAGACAGAGACUCAGAGAGUCUGAAACAUGAUAGAGAAGCUUUGGAGAAUGAGAAGGAAUUAAUAAAACAGAUCAAAACUGACCUACAAAGAGAGACAGAAAAGAUUGAGAAGAUCAAACUACAAACACAAAAUGAAAGACAAAAGCUGGAUGAAAUGACAGCUCAACUCAAGAAAGAGAGGAAAGAAAUUAAUGAUCUUACUGAGGAGACCAAAGGAAAAGGCACAGUCUUGGAUGAAAUGAACAAAGAAAUUCAAGUGAAAAUUAAAGAAAUUCAAUCUGAUAGAGAUAUCAUUGAGAAGGAAAAACAUGAACUUGAGAAAAUCAAAAGGGAACUUGCUAUCGCAAAGGAGGAUAUUGAAAAAGAAAGAGAAAAGCAAGGAAUCACACUAGAAGAGAUACGGAAAGAUAGAGAGAGUCUAGAGAAGAUGAAGGAGACCAUCACAAGACAAACACACGUUACGAAAAAUCAAGAGGAACAAAUGAGACAAAAACAACAUGAACUUCAAAAACUGAAAACUGAAAUUCAAAAUCAGAAACAGGAACUAGACAAUGACAGAAACAUUAUAAUAAAAGACAAAAGUCAGCUUGAUUUGAGACAAUGUGAGGUAGAUAAACAACAGGGAGAAGUGACUGACAUUAUGGAAAAAAUUAGGAAUGAAAAAAGACAACUAGAUAAAGAUAAACAUGACAUUGAAGAACGGAAACAGCAAUUGAAGAAAGAAAGAGAUUAUGUAGACAAAAGCAGGGAAGGUCUGAAUGAAGACCUAAAUAUGAUGACAAUUCAGAAACAAGUGUUUGAAGAUGAGAAGAACAAGUUAGAACAGAUGAAGAUUGAUCUGCAAAGAGAAGCUGAUGAUAUCAGAAAGCUCAAAGAAGAAACACAAAAUGAGGAACAGAGUGUGAAAAAGAUGGCCAAAGAACUUCAGAAGGAGAAAGAAGUUAUUGCUAAUAUUGCUGAAGAUACAAAGAGAAAACAUGAGAUUCUGGAUGAAAUGAAAACUGAAAAUGAGUCUUUAAUGGCAAAUCUACAAAGAGAGAAAAACAAACUUGAGCAAAUGAGAUUGAACAUCUCCAAAGAAAAUGAUGAUAUUGAAAAUGAGAAAGAAAAAAUAAGACUCAGACAAGAUGAGCUAGAUCAACUACAAGCAGAGAUUUAUAAACAACAAAAUGAAAUUAUAAAGGGAAAGAACAACAUUGAAAGUGAAAGAGCUGCAGUGAUCAGGGAAAAAGAGGACAUGAUGACUGAGCUGAGAAAAAAGUCUGAAGAUGUUGAGAUUCAGAUGAAUGAGGUAAUGAUCAAACAGGAAAUGUUGGAAAAUGAUAGAAAGCUGCUGAAGAGAGACAUGGAAGAUCUGCAACAAAAACUAGUUAAUGUAGACAGAGACUCAGAGAGUCUGAAACAUGAUAGAGAAGCUUUGGAGAAUGAGAAAGAGUUAAUAAAACAGAUCAAAACUGACCUACAAAGAGAGACAGAAGAGAUUGACAAGAUCAAACUACACACACAAGAUGAGAUACAAAAACUGGAGGAAAUAACAGCUCAACUCCAGAAAGAGAGAGAAGAAAUCGACAAUCUCAUUGAGGAGACAAAAAGAAAAGACAUGGUCUUGGAUGAAAUUAAUACAGAAAUUGAACUGAAAUCUAAAGCCAUUCAAUCUGAUAGAGACCAGCUUGAGAAGGAAAAACAUGAACUUGAGAAAACCAAACAUGAACUUGCUAAAAUCAAAGAGGAUCUUGAAAAGCAAUUUGCUGAGCAAGCAGAAAAGAAAGAAUUAAUCCUGGCAGAGACACAGAAAGAGAGAGACACCCUAAAGGAGAUGAAUGAGACCAUCACAAGACAAAUACAUGAUAUAAAAAAUCAAGAGGAACAACUGAGACAAAAACAACAUGAGCUUGAGCAAGUGAAAAUUGAAAUUCAGAAUAUGCAGAGAAAACUAGACAAUGACAGAAACAUUAUAAUAAAAGACAAAAGUCAGCUUGAUCUGAGACAAUCUGAGCUAGACAAACUACAGGGAGAAGUGAGUGACAUUAUGGAAAAAAUGAGGAAUGAGAGAAGCCAACUAGAUAAAGAUAAACACGAGAUUGAAGAACAGAAACAGCAAUUGAAGAAAGAAAAAGAUGAUGUAGACCAAAGCAGAGAAUAUCUGACGGAAGACUUAAAGAUGAUGACACUUCAGAAACAAGUGUUUGAAGAUGAGAAGAACAAGUUAGAACAGAUGAAGAUUGAUCUGCAAAGAGAAGCUGAUGAUAUCAGAAAGCUCAAAGAAGAAACACAAAAUGAGGAACAGAGUGUGAAAAAGAUGGCCAAAGAACUUCAGAAGGAGAAAGAAGUUAUUGUUAAUCUUGCUGAAGAUACAAAGAGAAAACAUGAGAUUCUGGAUGAAAUGAAAACUGAAAAUGAGUCUUUAAUGGCAGAUCUACAAAGAGAGAAAAACAAACUUGAGCAAAUGAGAUUGAACAUCUCUAAGCAAACUGAUGAUAUUGAAAAUGAGAAAGAGAAAACAAGACUCAGACAAGAUGAGCUAGAUCAACUACAAGCAGAGAUUUAUAAACGACAAAAUGAAAUUAUAAAGGGAAAGAACAACAUUGAAAGUGAAAGAGCUGCAGUGAUCAGAGAAAAACAGGACAUGAUGACUGAGCUGAGAAAGAAGUCUGAAGAUGUUGAGAUUCAGAUGAAUGAGGUAAUGAUCAAACAGGAAAUGUUGGAAAAUGAUAGAAAACUGCUGAAGAGAGACAUGGAAGAUCUGCAACAAAAACUAGUUAAUGUAGACAGAGACUCAGAGAGUCUGAAACAUGAUAGAGAAGCUUUGGAGAAUGAGAAGGAGUUAAUAAAACAGAUCAAAACUGACCUACAAAGAGAGACAGAAAAGAUUGAGAAGAUCAAACUACAAACACAACAAGAUAUUGAAGAACAGAAACAGCAAUUGAAGAAAGAAAGAGAUGAAGUAGACCAAAGAAGAGAAUAUCUGACUGAAGACCUAAAGAUUAUGACACUUCAGAGACAAGUGUUUGAAGAUGAGAAGAACAAGUUAAAACAGAUGAAGAUUGAUCUGCAAAGAGAAGCUGAUGAUAUCAGAAAGCUCAAAGAAGAAACACAAAAUGAGCAACAGACUGUGAAAAAGAUGGCCAAAGAACUUCAGAAGGAGAAAGAAGUUAUUGCUAAUCUUGCUGAAGAUACAAAGAGAAAACAUGAGAUUCUGGAUGAAAUGAAAACUGCAAAUGAGUCUUUAAUGGCAGAUCUACAAAAAGAGAAACACAGUCUUGAACAAAUGAGAUUGAACAUCUCCAAAGAAAAUGAUCAUAUUGAAAAUGAGAAAGAGAAAAUAAGACUCAGACAAGAUGAGCUAGAUCAACUACAAGCAGAGAUUUAUAAACAACAAAGUGAAAUGAAAAAGGAAAAUAACAACAUUGAAAGUGUAAGAGCUGCAGUGAUCAGAGAAAAAGAGGACAUGAUGACUGAGCUGAGAAAGAAGUCUGAAGAUGUUGAGAUUCAGAUGAAUGAGGUAAUGAUCAAACAGGAAAUGUUGGAAAAUGAUAGAAAACUGCUGAAGAGAGACAUGGAAGAUCUGCAACAAAAACUAGUUAAUGUAGACAGAGACUCAGAGAGUCUGAAACAUGAUAGAGAAGCUUUAGAGAAUGAGAAGGAAGUAAUAAAACAGAUUAAAACUGACCUGCAAAGAGAGACAGAAGAGAUUGAGAAUAUCCAACUACAAACACAACAUGAAAGACAAAAGCUGGAUGAAAUGACAGCUCAACUCCACAAAGAGAGGAAAGAAAUCAGUGAUCUCAUUGAUGAAAUUAAAAAGAAGAGAGAUAUUCUGGAUGAAUCCUAUACUGAAAUACAAAGGGAACAAGAAGCAAUUGAGAGAGGCAAAGACUUGAUUAGAAGGGAAUGGUCUGACCUAGAGAAAAACAAAGCUGAGAUGUCUCAAACCAUGGAAGAGCUUUCUGAACAAAAAACAAACAUUGAGGUCACACUGGCAGAGAUGCAUCAAGAGAGAAACAUGCUUGAACAGAUGAGUGAGAAAAUAACAAGAGAAAGAAUGGCACUUGAAGAUGAAAAGCAAGAGUUGCGAAUAGAAAAGGAAGAUCUUAAAGGAAUGCGGGCAGAAAUUGAAAGAAAACAAGAAGAUAUUGAUCACCUGAGGUUUGGCUUAACAGAAGAGAGUCUGCUUGAGAAGUCAGAGGCUGAAAUUGUUCUUCAACAGAGUGACGUGGAUCUAGUCAAAUCUUUAUCAGACAAAGAAAUGUCAGAUAAAGAUGGAAAGAGGGUCUUGAUGGAGCAGAUGCUGGAAAUGGACUUAAAAGCUGCAUUAGAAACAGAUGUUGAGAGCCAAAAGUUAGACUUACCUGAAGCUGAGGAAAUACCUCAUAAACAGGAGAUGAUGUUAGAGAAGAAGUUUAUUGAAGAUGAAAAGAACAAACUGGAACAGUUGAGAGCUGAACUGAAAAGGCAAGCUGAACGCAUCGAAAAGGAAAAGCAAGACAUGCAAAAUGAAAGACAGAAGCUAGAAGAAAUGUCAGCUCAACUUCAGGAACAGAUAAGAAAUCUUGAAAGCCUUAAUGAUGAGAUUAAUGUUCAAAAAUGUAAUCAACAAAAGCAAGCAACUGAAUUUGAAAUGGAGAAGACUGAUUUAGAGAAAAUCAAAACAGAAAUUACUAAAGCCAACAAACUUCUUGCAGAACAGCAAGAAAAUAAUGAUAUGACAAUACAAGAAAUGAAGACAGAGAGGGACACUCUUGAAGAAAUGAGGGUGAACAUCACAAAACAAGUGGAGACUAUUCAAAAAGCGAACGAUAGUCUUUCUCGGAGAGAAAGUGAACUUGCAAAGCUGCAGGAAACCAUUUUACAACAACAAGAUGAAAUGGAUGAAAUGAAAAACACAAUUAUGAUGGAAAUGAGUCAACUGGACCAGAGACAAACUGAUAUUGAUCUAUUACAGCGAGAGGUUGAUGAUCUUAUGGAAUUCACAAAGACAGAAAUGACCGUCAUAGAAAGAGAAAGAGUGGAAAUGAUGUCACAGAAGAGAAAUAUAGAGAGAGAGAUGGUCAGUCUAGAGGAAGAAAAGAAAACCUGUGAACAACUGAGACUAGAAUUACUGGAGGAAAAGGAUCAGGUUGAAAAAGACAGAGAUCUCUUGACCAAAAAUUUGGAUCUUAUCGAGAGGCGAAAAAUGGAUGUGGAGAAAGAAUUAAAGAAUCUAAGAGUUGAGAAAUACACCUUUCAAAAUGAGAAGGAGGAACUAGAAAGGAUGAAAACUGACCUUCAAAAACAAGCUGAAGACUUGGAGAAACUAACUGAGAAGACCGAUGAAAGAUGGAGGGCAGAAGAGAUGGCAGCCAAAUUUAAAAAGCAAUUGGACAUAAGUGGUAUUCCAGCGGACUACCAACAGGGGAAAGAGCUCAUAGAUGAGAUAGAGAAGCAAAGACAGGAAAUACAGUCUGCCAAAGACUUGCUUCAAGAAGAAAGAUCUGAGCUGGAGAAAACCAAAGCAGAGAUUAACCAAGCCAUGGAAGAACUAAAACACCAAAGAACUGACUUACAGAGAGAUAAAGACAUUAUGAAGCAAAUGAAUACAAAUAACUUAAGACAAAUAGCUCAAAUUGAAGAUGGGAAGGAAAAAUUACAACACAAAGAAAACGAACUAGAACAAUUGAUAACAGAACUUCAAAAUAAACAAAAAGAAAUGGAUGACAUGAAAAGCAACAUAAUGAAACAAAAGGCUGAUUUUGAGAAUCUGGAGCAAAAAAGAGCUGAGUUGGCUAGAGACUUGGAAAACCUCCAAAAUGAGAAACAAGCUUUUAAAUCUGAACAAGAUGAGCUGGAAAAGGAGAGAGAGUAUAUUGAGAAGUUGAAGCUAGAAGUUCAUAAAGAAAGGCAGAGGGCUGCAGAAGAGUUAGAAAAAGAGAGACAUCAAUUUGCAAAGGGGGUCAAAAUGAAAAAUGACACCCUGGAUGAAAUACAAGCUGACAUAGAUAGACAAAAACAAGCCAUUGCUGUAGACAAGAUGGAUCUGGAAAAAACCAAAGAACAUUUUAAAAGACAAUCCAAGGAGAGUGAAAUCAAAUGUGCAGACCUGCAGAAAGAGCGAGAUAUUCUUGAUAAGAUGAGUGUGGAAAUCUUAAAGCAAAAACAUGACCUGGAGAUAGAAAGAGGUGAACUGUUAGAUCAGCGUCAGCUGAUGGAGACACUAAAGAAAGACACUGAAUAUGUGGAACAACUGAGGAAAGAGCUUUUGGAUGAAAAGGAAUUGACUGAGAAAAGCAGAAUGCAACUGAAACAAGACAUAGAAGAUAUGGAACAAAUUAAAUUAAAUCUACAUAAAGAAUUAGAGGAGAUAAAAGUUCAGAAACAGGAUAUUCAAGAUGAAAGAGUUCAACUAGAGCAAAUGAAAGCUGAGUUAGCAAAAGAAAGAAUAGCAAAUGAUGAAAUGUUGAGAGAGGCCAAAAAAGAAAUGGAGAAAUAUGAGGAGAUCAAAUCAAAUAUUUUAAUCCAAAAAGAAGAGUUUGAAACUAAAAGACAAUCAGACAUAGAGGAACUAUUUGGUAUGAGAGCUGAAAUACUCAAACAGAAAGAGGAAUUAGAGGACAAGAUGCAAAAGACUAAACGUGAGAUGAAAGAACUGAAGAUUCUUCAGGAUGAAACUGAUAGCAAGAGGAAAGAUCUUGAUCACAAGAUGAGACAAGUAGUGAGAAAGAGCGAUGAUCUGGAGAAAAUGAGAGCUGAUAUUGAAAGUGCAAAUGAGAAACUUGAAAUGGACAGAGUUAUGUUAAGUAUAGAGCGUGAUGACAUGGAGCGAAUGAAAGCUGAGAAACACAGAGCUGGAGAGGAACUACAAUCUCAUAUUGAAGAAAGAGGUGGAGAUCUGGAAGAGAAAGAACAAAUAAACACCAAGAUACAAAGGCUUAUUCAAGAGGCUGAAAAGGCUAGCGAAAUGGCCUGGAGAUCAAAACAUGACCUGGAAAGAAGCAUGCAGAGAGAUGUUAAUAUUCAAGCAGAUUCAGAGGAAAGGCAAGAAAUGAGUGCUUACAUGCAGAGACUGAUCCAGGAAAUUGAGCAUGUCAGAGAGGUUCUCGGAAGAAUGAAAGAUGAAGUCAAGUCUGCUAGAAAUGAAAGAUUUGAACUAGAGGACAUGAGGCUGGAAGUCGAAGCUAUGAAAUAUAGCAUGAAGGAAACCUAUGAGCAACAGAACAAAGAGAUAGAAAAUGAGAAGCAGCAAAUUGAGAGUACCAAAGACUUGCUGAGCAAAGAGCGAAGUGAUCUUGAGCGAAACAGAUCUGAUUUGGAGAGACAAAAACGAGAAAUGGCAUUGGACAAACAGAAAUUACACAAUGAAAAUGAACUGCUGAACAAAGAAAAUGUUGAAAUGAAGAAGCAAUAUGAAAUUCUCAAAAACCUUCUAGAAGAAACAACCAGAGAAAGUACAGUACAAACAGUUAAACCUUACAGAAAAAAGAAAGAAAUGAGGAGAGAUUCAGAGGAAUUAAGGAAAAAAAUUGAAUCUUUAAGCAUGGACGACCAGCAAGAAGAGAGUGAGAGUGAGAGUCAGACAGAUGAAAUUAACAGACAAAUAGACAAACUGACAGAGUUGAAGGCUGAGCUGGAUCAACAGCAGGUAGAACUACAGAAAACUAAAGCAGACUUAAAACACCAGAUGGAUGAGCUAGAAAAUAUGAGGUCUGAGAUGUUACAACAUGAAAAGGACACGAGAGAGGUGGUGCUGAAGGAUAUACAGAGCCAGAGAGAAAUACUAGAAAAAAGGAUUCAGAAAAUGAUGCAUGAGAAGGGAGAACUGGAAGUCUUAAGGUCUGAAAUAGUCCUAGAAAAGAAAGAUCUGGAACAGAAGAUGAAACAAGUCAUGAGAAAGAGGGAUGAGGUGGAAAAAAUUAAGACUGAGAUAGCAAAGGCAAGAGAGGAGAUCAACAGAGAGCGGCAGGAGCUGGAAACACUCAGGAAUGAUGUUCAAAGUGCAAAAGAGGAUUUUGAGCUAUUGGUGGAGAAAACUGUGAAUCUAGAAGAUGAGGAAAGUACCAAUGCUGACAUCAAAAGACUAAUUUUAGAGGUUGUGAAAAUCAGGGAAAUGGUGAGAAAUCUAAAAGUUGACAUGGAGAGCAGGAUGGAGAAAAGUGAGGUGGUGAGAGAUGUAAAGGAAAACUUCAAGGCUGAGAUCCAGAGACUCAUUCAAGAUAUUGGACAAAUACAGGAAAAUCUUGGAUACCUUAGAAAAGAGAUAGAAACCACUAGAAGAGACAAGAAUGAAUUGGAGAAGAUGAGACCAGAACUUGCAGAAAAGCAACAGGUGGAAGAGAACAUGAGAGAAAUGCUGCAGAAAGAAAGAGAAGAACUGGAGCAGCUGAAGGAUGAGAUAAAUAGAGAAAAGGAGGAUUUGGAGACCAAAAGAGAGCUGGUUAAGGUAGAAAUAGCUAAAGAAAUAAUGGAAGAGUUUAAGGACACAAGAAAGAAAAAGGAAGAACUGGAAAUGGUCACUGAGGAACUCUUAAGAAACAAGAGUGAUCUGGAACAGCUCAACAGAGACAUACAAAACCUAUGGCAAACCAUGGAAGAAAUGAAAACCCUGCAUGAAAAGAAAAGAGCUGAACUGGAAGGCAUUACUUUUGAAGUUAAGAGGAGAGAGCAGAUACUGGAGAAGCAGAAACAUGAGUUGGAAGAGAAAAGUUGGAUUGUUGAAGAAAUAGAGAAAAAGAAAGAUGCACUUGAAAAGAUCAGUAUGGAAAUACUGAGGAAACAAGAAUAUAUUGGAAAAGAAAUGGACAAUUUAAGGCAAGAGAAGCAAGAGCUGGAGCUCUCUAUAAGUGAACUACAGAGACAGAGAGGUGAUGUUGAAUCUUCAAUACAUGCUUUGGUCAUGAAGAAGGAUCAAUUAGAAGAUGAACAAGCCAAAAUCAAUCAACAAAGGCAAGAAGUGAGUGCUGCCAUGAAGGCUUAUGAUGUGGAACUGAAAAAUCUAGGAAAGGUAAGGAAUGAACUAGAAAACGAGAGGGCAAAACUUGAUGAAAAGCUCCAUGAUGCAACAAAAUUGGAGGAGAAACUACAGGAUAUGAAGAGUAAACUAAACAAAGAAAAAGAGCAAAUGGAAGAAAUGAAGCAGAUGGUCAGCACAGAGAGACAACUGAUUGAACAAGAGACUGCUGAGCUUCAGAAGAAGAAGGAACUGGAAAGAAAGGAAACUGAAAUGGAACAUGAGCAGAAGAAAAUGAGUGAUGGCAGUAAGAUGAUUGAACAGGAAAGAAAAGACUUGCAAAAGAUGAGGUCUGACAUGAUGACAGAAAGAAAGCAAAUGGAAGACAUGAGAGAAGAAAUCAAACUAGAGAGAUCAGCACUUGACCACAAAAUACAAGAGAUUGAUCUAGAAAAGAUUCAAAUUGAAAAUGACAAAGAAAUAGUUCAGAAGUUAAUGAAUAAAGUAGAAGAUCAGAGACGUUAUAUUAAACUCCAGAGAGAAGAACUUGACCUUGAAAAACAAAAGAUCACUGAUGAAAAUUGUAUUCUAGCUGAAAGUAAGACAGAGCUGCAAAAAGAAAGCGAACAAAUCAAAUGGAUGGAGGAGGAAAUAAAGAAGGAGAGAGAAACACUGAAGGAAAUGGAAGCUCAUCUACAAAAGGAAAAGGAAGACAUUGAGAGUGUCACUGAAGAAAUACAGAGAAAGCAAGAGGAUCUGGAAAAAAUGAAUACAGAAAUAAUUGAACAAAAACAAGAGUUGAAGAAAAGCGGAGACCUUUUAGAACAAGAAAGAGAAGAAAUAAACCACAAAUGGACACAGUUACAACAGAGAAUUGAUGCAUUUGAUGCUCAGGUCAGCAAACAGAAGGAAGAAUAUCUAACAGAACAAAAUGAAAUGGAAGAAGAAAGAAAAGGUCUAGAAGAAACCAAAGUCAAGAUCCUGGAGCUGAAAACUAAAGCUGAGCAGGAACAUCAAGACAUGAGCCUAAAAAUGCAGGAGUUGAACACACUGCAAGAACAUAUUAAGAAAGAACAAGAGAAAGAAGAUGAAAUGAGAAUACAAGAAAACAUAGUGAGAGAAGAACUUGAUCAGAUAAAGAGCGAACUAGAAAGAGAGAAAACUAAAAUAGAUCACGAGCAGAAGAAAAUGGAUGAUGACAGCAAGAUGAUUGAAUGGGAAAGAAAAGACCUGCAAAAGAUAAGAUCUGACAUGAUGACAGAAAGAAAGCAAAUGGAAGACAUGAAAGAAGAAAUCAAACUAGAGAGAUCAGCACUUGACCAAAAAAUACAAGAGAUUGAUCUAGAAAAGGUUCAAAUUGAAAAUGACAAAGAAAUAGUUCAGAAGUUAAUGGACAAAGUAGAAGAUCAGAGACGUUAUAUUAAACUCCAGAGAGAAGAACUUGACCUUGAAAAACAAAAGAUAAAUGAUGAAAAUUGUAUUCUAGCUGAAAGUAAGACAGAGCUGCAAAAAGAAAGCGAACGAAUCAAAUGCAUGAAGGAGGAAAUAAAGAAGGAGAGAGAAACACUGAAGGAAAUGGAAGCUCAUCUACAAAAGGAAAAGGAAGACAUUGAGAGUGUCACUGAGGAAAUAAAGAAGGAGAGAGAAACACUGAAGGAAUUGGAAGCUCAUCUACAAAAGGAAAAUGAAGAUGUUGAGAGUGUGACUGAAGAAACAAAUAGAAAGCAAGAGGAUCUUGAAAGAAUGAAUACAGAAAUAAUUGAACAAAAACAAGAGUUGAAGAACAGCAGAGACCUUCUAGAACAAGAAAGAGAAGAAAUAAAACACAAAUGGACACAGUUACAACAGAGAAUUGAUGCAUUUGAUGCUCAGGUCAGCAAACAGAAGGAAGAAUAUCUAACAGAACAAAAGGAAAUAGAAGAAGAAAGAAAAGGUCUAGAAGAAACCAAAGUCAAGAUCCUGGAGCUGAAAACUAAAGCUGAGCAGGAACAUCAAGACAUGAGCCUAAAAAUGAAGGAGUUGAACACACUGCAAGAACAUAUUAAGAAAGAACAAGAGAAAGAAGAUGAAAUGAGAAUACAAGAAAACAUGGUGAGAGAAGAACUUGAUCAGAUAAAGAGCGAACUAGAAAGAGAGAAAACUAAAAUAGAUCACGAGCAGAAGAAAAUGGAUGAUGACAGCAAGAUGAUUGAAUGGGAAAGAAAAGACCUGCAAAAGAUAAGAUCUGACAUGAUGACAGAAAGAAAGCAAAUGGAAGACACGAGAGAAGAAAUCAAACUAGAGAGAUCAGCACUUGACCAAAAAAUACAAGAGAUUGAUCUAGAAAAGGUUCAAAUUGAAAAUGACAAAGAAAUAGUUCAGAAGUUAAUGGACAAAGUAGAAGAUCAGAGACGUUAUAUUAAACUCCAGAGAGAAGAACUUGACCUUGAAAAACAAAAGAUAAAUGAUGAAAAUUGUAUUCUAGCUGAAAGUAAGACAGAGCUGCAAAAAGAAAGCGAACAAAUCAAAUGCAUGGAGGAGGAAAUAAAGAAGGAGAGAGAAACACUGAAGGAAAUGGAAGCUCAUCUACAAAAGGAAAAGGAAGAUGUUGAGAGUGUCACUGAGGAAACAAAGAUAAAGCAAGAGGAUCUGGACAAAAUUAAUACAGAAAUAAUUAAACAAAAACAAGAGUUAAAGAACAGCGGAGACCUUCUAGAACAAGAAAGAGAAGAAAUAAACCACAAAUGGACACAGCUACAACAGAGAAUUGAUGCAUUUGAUGCUCAGGUCAGCAAACAAAAGGAAGAAUAUCUAACAGAACAAAAGGAAAUAGAAGAAGAAAGAAAAGGUCUAGAAGAGACCAAAGUCAAGAUCCUGGAGCUGAAAACUAAAGCUGAGCAGGAACAUCAAGACAUGAGCCUAAAAAUGCAGGAGUUGAACACACUGCAAGAACAUAUUAAGAAAGAUCAAGAGAAAGAAGAAGAAAUGAGAGUAAAAGAUAACAUGGUGAGAGAAGAACUUGAUCAGAUAAAGAGCGAACUAGAAAGAGAGAAAACUAAAAUAGAUUACGAGCAGAAGAAAACGGAUGAUGACAGCAAGAUGAUUGAACGGGAAAGAAAAGACCUUCAAAAGAUGAGGUCUGACAUGAUGACAGAAAGAAAGCAAAUGGAAGACACGAGAGAAGAAAUCAAACUAGAGAGAUCAGCACUUGACCACAAAAUACAAGAGAUUGAUCUAGAAAAGAUUCAAAUUGAAAAUGACAAAGAAAUAGUUCAGAAGUUAAUGGAUAAAGUAGAAGAUGAGAGACAUUAUAUUAAACUCCAGAGAGAAGAACUUGACCUUGAAAAACAAAAGAUCACUGAUGAAAAAUGUAUUCUAGCUGAAAGUAAGACAGAGCUGCAAAAAGAAAGCGAACAAAUCAAAUGCAUGAAGGAGGAAAUAAAGAAGGAGAGAGAAACACUGAAGGAAUUGGAAGCUCAUCUACAAAAGGAAAAUGAAGAUGUUGAGAGUGUGACUGAAGAAACAAAUAGAAAGCAAGAGGAUCUUGAAAGAAUGAAUACAGAAAUAAUUGAACAAAAACAAGAGUUGAAGAACAGCAGAGACCUUCUAGAACAAGAAAGAGAAGAAAUAAAACACAAAUGGACACAGUUACAACAGAGAAUUGAUGCAUUUGAUGCUCAGGUCAGCAAACAGAAGGAAGAAUAUCUAACAGAACAAAAGGAAAUAGAAGAAGAAAGAAAAGGUCUAGAAGAAACCAAAGUCAAGAUCCUGGAGCUGAAAACUAAAGCUGAGCAGGAACAUCAAGACAUGAGCCUAAAAAUGCAGGAGUUGAACACACUGCAAGAACAUAUUAAGAAAGAUCAAGUGAAAGAAGAAAAAAUGAGAAUACAAGAAAACAUGGUGAGAGAAGAACUUGAUCAGAUAAAGAGCGAACUAGAAAGAGAGAAAACUAAAAUAGAUCACGAGCAGAAGAAAAUGGAUGAUGACAGCAAGAUGAUUGAAUGGGAAAGAAAAGACCUGCAAAAGAUAAGAUCUGACAUGAUGACAGAAAGAAAGCAAAUGGAAGACAUGAAAGAAGAAAUCAAACUAGAGAGAUCAGCACUUGACCAGAAAAUACAAGAGAUUGAUCUAGAAAAGGUUCAAAUUGAAAAUGACAAAGAAAUAGUUCAGAAGUUAAUGGAUAAAGUAGAAGAUCAGAGACAUUAUAUUAAACUCCAGAGAGAAGAACUUGACCUUGAAAAACAAAAGAUAAAUGAUGAAAAUUGUAUUCUAGCUGAAAGUAAGACAGAGCUGCAAAAAGAAAGCGAACAAAUCAAAUGCAUGGAGGAGGAAAUAAAGAAGGAGAGAGAAACACUGAAGGAAUUGGAAGCUCAUCUACAAAAGGAAAAGGAAGACAUUGAGACUGUCACUGAGGAAACAAAGAUAAAGCAAGAGGAUCUGGAAAAAAUGAAUACAGAAAUAAUUAAACAAAAACAAGAGUUGAAGAACACCAGAGACCUUCUAGAACAAGAAAGAGAAGAAAUAAACCAUAAAUGGACACAGUUACAACAGAGAAUUGAUGCAUUUGAUGCUCAGGUCAGCAAACAAAAGAAAAAUAUCUGACAGAACAAAAGGAAAUAGAAGAAGAAAGAAAAGGUCUAGAAGAGACCAAAGUCAAGAUCCUGGAGCUGAACACUAAAGCUGAGCAGGAACAUCAAGACAUAAGCCUAAAAAUGCAGGAGUUGAACACACUGCAAGAACAUAUUAAGAAAGAUCAAGGGAAAGCAGAAGAAAUGAGAAUAAAAGAAAACA
Molecule: messenger RNA, 31812 nt
Organism: Carassius auratus (goldfish)
Lineage: Eukaryota; Metazoa; Chordata; Actinopteri; Cypriniformes; Cyprinidae
Product: nuclear anchorage protein 1
Exons: 6
Coding region: 139-31623 (10494 amino acids)
Biological process (GO): regulation of apoptotic process
Source: RefSeq, a predicted model, not a curated record